ACCGGCAAUUGCAAAACUUCGCGUCUUUAAAAGCGGAGGAAUCGCGCGUACGCUAGCAGUUUCGCAAGAGGGGCCACACUACGAUGAAUGCCUUUACCGUAUUGCUGCUGUGCCUAACGGCGGCAUGUGCAGUGCCAGUGCACUUUCCUGCUCAGAAAACUGUAAUCUACAAUUAUCAUGCCAAUGUAAAAACUGGGAUUAUCGAACCAGCGCAUUAUGCUUCCCAGUUCGUUCUCGUCGGACAACUUCAUAUAAAGAAAGACAUCAGUGAUCCAACUUUGAACAAUGCCUACUAUGUUAAAUUAAACAAUGUAAAAUAUGGCGUGCACAACGGUAUGGUCAUAAAUGAUGAACCGGUCCAGGUGGUUCACGAGCUCGAAGAAGCCACGCUGCAAAUCCAAGAACCGUUCGUGAUUGUCUAUGACGAUCAUGGCAAAUUUCAAGGCAUUAAAAUACUGGAAAGCGAGAGCUGUUGGUCGAAGAACAUUAAGCAGGGUAUUGCCUCGAUGCUGCAACUGGAUUUAACGCAUAUCCAACUGCAAACCCCGAUGCAGCCGCACAAUUUCGUCACGCAUGAGAACACCAUCCACGGUACCUGCCAAGUCGCCUACGAUGUUCAUUCGGCGAACUCAGCAAAUCCGGAAAUUAACAAUUUUGUAGUCACAAAACUGCACGACCCGAGAAACUGCAGUCACUUUGUUCAGCGUGUCUUUGAUCACGUUGAAUGCGAAAAAUGUCACGUCGAAUCUAUGGAUGAUAUGACCACCGCCGCUAGAAGAGUUUUCCAGAUCGAACAGCAAAACAAUGACAUUCUCAUCAAACAUAUGGUUGCCCAUUCAGUCAUCAAUUAUGUUCCUUUCAACGCUCUAUCUCAAGCUCAUUAUCUCUUAACUAAUAUUACUCUAGAUUUGCAUUCCGUGGUGCCAACGAUGGAAACACCUAUGUCGACCACGAAUUUCCAAAAUGUGCCUAUGAUUCGCGACAUCACCUUCAAUAAACCUGUAGGAAAUUAUGCUCUCCAUGCCGCCGAAGAUCUCACUCAUGGUCGACAUAUUGUCAAAUUGGACGUGCUCAUCCCCAAACUUAAGAAAAUGUUAGUCGAGGCCGCUGAUUAUCUUGAGGAGAAUCAUCUGGAAGCCGAAGAACCCGAAUGGAAGCAUGGACAAACAAUAAACAGACUACAGUAUACCAUGAGUUACAUGGAUCUGGGUUCACUGGAACAAGUUUACAAUACUAUUCAAGAUGCAAAAACACCGAAAGAAGUCACGAUGAAAAAUAUCUUCUUGCGAAUGAUUCCAACUGUGGGCACAUCCGCCGCCUGCUACUUCACGCGAAAUGUCAUCCGCAAACACAAAGUGACCGAUGCGAUCGCCGUCGCAAUGUUAGCAAAAUUGUCAAUGCAUGUUAAAAUACCAUCCGAGAGAUUGCUUUUGGAAAUGGAAGAGCUGUUGAAAUUAGACAAUAUCGUGUCAUCCAACGUCAAGAAAGCCAGCAUUCUUUGCUUCUCGAUCUUGAUUCGUAAAACAUUCAUGCAUCAGCAAAGCGAAAUCGCCAAUCCUCUUCUCGAGAGAUAUCUUAAUCGUUUUCUUGAUCAUGUUAAGAACGAUCAAUCAUACGAGAUGAAAAUGGUGUAUCUGAUGGCGAUGAAGAACGUUCAAGUAGGCAAUAUCGAAAAACUUUUAGAACCGAUUAUUCGCGGUGAAAUUAUGGUAUCCGAGAAUCCGCAUCAUAUUCGCGUUCAGGCAAUCUGGGCCAUCAAAAAAGCAAUCGCCGAUAAAGUCGAGUAUACUCACAACCUGCUCUGGCCUAUUCUUGUUGACGUCACUCAACCACUGCCUGUCAGAAUCGUUACUUAUGACAUCUUGAUGAGCCAGAUGCCAAACAUGCAACGACUUAUGAAUAUCUAUUGGUUUAUGGUCCACGAACAGAAUAAUCAUCUGUACAAUUAUCAUUAUACUACUCUGAAAGGCCUCGCUAAUUCCGUGGAUCCUUGCCUCGGACCAGUUCGUGAAAUGGCCAGGAAAGUCUUGCGCUAUACAAAAAUCAGACCGGAAACCAUUGAACUUUCGUCUAAACAUUUUGUUGACUAUACAGAUCCUGUGUACGAACAUGGUGAAUCUUUAAACACUGCUUGGGUUCUCGAUGAAUUAACUGGUUUGCCGCACGCUGGAUAUAUGGAACAUCGCGUGUCGGUCGCUCGUAGAUCUGUCGAGAAAUUCGGUAUCUACUGGAAUGCUUAUGGUCUAGAUGAGAUCAUAAAGAUAAUCAAAGAAGAAUUAAUGGGAAGCACAGUGGAAAAUUUCAGUGACAAACACGUAGAGGAAAUCUUUAUCCGCGCCAAGCAUAACAUACCAGUAAAGAAACAAAUACGGAAACCUGUUCAAAUCGAUAUCUGUAUCACGCUCAACGGUCACGUUAUUUCCGCCAAUCACUACGGUCAGAAUACCUUCAGGAAUAUGUUCACCGAUAUAUCCCAGUUGAAACAAAUAAUGGUCGGCAAUUUUCAGGAGAUCAAAUAUGACACCUUCUACGAGAUGCAAGUACCCAUCGAUAUGGGUCUGCAGGGAGUUUUCACCACUAAGAUGCCUUACUUAUUUUCGCUCAAAUUCAAUAAUAUUUAUAACGAAAUCAGCAAGCUAUCUGUCAAUAUGAAGGCCGAGAUCGACACUCGCAUCUGGAGGCAUGGCGAAUACGCCAUGUCGAUCUAUAAUCCCAUCGCCGACGUUUGGCACUCGAUUCGUCGCGCUAUCGUUCAGGACGUCGCCUUGCCCAUAGAGAUGAACUUCAGUUACAAUCACGAGAUGAAGAGUCUCAAAAUCACUAUGCCGAGACUACCGGUUACCAAAUUGUCGUACACUGGUAUACGAUAUCACGCGAAAAAUCUGGUUACCAUCACUGAAGACGAGCAAGACAUUCUUAAGACUUGCUGCGCUACCUGUCAUCAUCAUACGGUCGUACGCACUGGCGAGAAAAUGAGUCAUCACGUCGCUGUGGAUUCCAAAGAUAUAGGUCUCAAGUAUAGCAUGUCAGUCUUUGAUUGCGAGAACAAGAUUACCCCCGCAAUCAACGUUCAAGAAUGGCAUCGUGCGAUGUCUCCGGAACAUAAGAAUACUUGGAAUUCGAAAAUUGUUCAAUACAUCAUGGGCAUCCAUCAAAAAGCGUUUAACGACUACAUCUCACCGGCAGCGAGUAAUUGCGGAAAGAUCAUGAAGAUGGAACCGAGUGUCCUUUAUCCUAUGUCGCAAAUCGAUAUGACUCUAAGAGUCUUCGUAGAUGAUGUUGAUCAGCAUAUACAUACUAUCAGUAACAAAAAGAUUAAUGUACGCGGUACUAUCAAUGCCAUGGGAAUCCGCACAUGGGACAUGAACAUAAACAUUGACAUGUCUCAAGGACACACAAUUAACAACGUCAAGAUUCAAAUGACGAGAGACACGCCAGGAGAAAAGAAAUUGAAGAUCUGCUUAGACGCCCAGAAGAGCUAUCCGAUUACUAAGACAGAUCCUUUGAAACUCGAUAUCAUCACAAAAGAAGAAACCAACACGAAAAUGACCAUUACUGCAGGAUUUACGGAUGACGAUAAAUGCGUCCGUGACGAAAUGUUAAUCGUGAUGACCGUUAAGGGUGAAAUGACAGAGGAACAAAAGAAGCAGAUGAAACACGACAGCGUACAUGGCUUUUGUAUUAAGGAUAUUCAAAAUCCGCAAUUCCAGACUUCACAAGGCCAUAUUCCUAAAACUAUGAAUUGCAUUCGCGAAACCUUACAAUACACGACCAUGAAGAAAUACACCGUCAACACGUCAUACAAGAAGGUACCUGUAUCUGUGCUCUCGCAACUCGCUCUGAUCGAAGACUCCAUCCGUGUGUUGUAUUGGCCAUAUGUGAAAUACAUCACAAAUCGUACUGAGAGCGGUAAUGCGAAGGUCGUGAUUGAGUUCUCCUCCGAUCAUAACGAUAUUAAUGCAACCAUCGUUACUCCGGUCAGUGGAUACGAAUACGUUCAAGUUCCUUUACAUCAACAAUUAUUUGAGGGUAUGACUGUGAACAAGCCAGUAUCGCAGCCAGGAUGGCUGGACGUCAUCAUGGACAAUACUCGUUUCUCCACAGCAUCAUUGUACAAAAUGAUGAAAGGCCAAUCCGAAAUUUGCACCAUCUAUCCUAAAAUUUUAAUCACCGGAAAGGACGUGAUUCCAUUCGUGACGUCUGAUAAAUGGACUCUUGUAUCCGGCGACUACAUCGACCAGACGUAUGCCAUUUUCGUAAAAGCUGUGCAAGAUAACGCGUUAGCCGUCAAAAUAUAUAUUGCCGGUCACGAGAUGAACAUCGUGCCGAACGAAAAUCAUAUCGUCGUUACUGUCGACGGUAACGUGGUCGAACAACAUGAGAAAGGUGUUGUGGUGCCGAAGGACGAGCUGAGGUCUUACGCAAUCAAACUCACCGAGAACAACGAACAUCUGGUGGUCCAAUCUCAACAGGUACCAAUAAUGAUGAUGUGGACUCCCAACAGCGUGACUCUGAUGCAGGAUACUUCUUUGCAACAUCGUGUGACUGGCCUGUGCGGAAACAUGGACAUACAUAAAAGGACACUUUCCAACAUUUACACUGUCCCACAUCUGUAAUUCAUAAUAUAACGUUCAUAUCUACGUUAUAUUCUUUUAUCAUUAAAAGUUAAAUAGUAGGAUGAUAGUAGUAGAUAGAAAUAGAAACAGAAGAAACAAUAAACUUUUAUUUUUCGUUUA
This is a messenger RNA of Camponotus floridanus (Florida carpenter ant), 4736 nucleotides long. RefSeq lists its product as uncharacterized. The record is from RefSeq and is a predicted model, not a curated record. Gene Ontology annotation, biological process: lipid transport. NCBI's taxonomy places the organism in Eukaryota, Metazoa, Arthropoda, Insecta, Hymenoptera, Formicidae. Bases 84 to 4616 code for a protein of 1510 amino acids. Gene Ontology annotation, molecular function: lipid carrier activity. The transcript has 16 exons.